UGGUGGACCUCGCGACUGUGGCGUGUUCAAAACUCCGUCCUAAACUUUUUGAAAAAUACAUACCCUCCCAACCAGGAAUUAGGUAUAGAUUACCCGGGGACAAUCAUAGAUAAUAGUCUGUGAAAAACGUUGAGAGACGUGUCUCUUUUCCCCCUCUCCUCCGUCCCACGAACAACUCUCGGCUCCUACACGGAAGAGAGGGAAAGAGUUUGGGGAAACGUGGUGGUGUUUAUUGGCUAGCAGUGGAAGAAGCUAGCUAAAGUUAGCAUAUGUGUAAACGCAAGCGAUAAGGAGGGAGUUGAUUUUCCAGCUGUCGGAACAAGGGAACCAUUCUGCUGUCGUGCCGCUGCGGACGUACUGGCCUGUCGGAUCCGCGUGAAGGGGAGACCGUUUUUGAUUGAUAACAAACGAGCUAGCUAACGUCAGAUAGCUCGCCGAGACUUGUGGCAGCAGCGGCUGAAGUGCGGCUCGACGAUGCCACGGAAUAAAAAAGGGAAACGUGGCUCAAGUAAGCAGGGUUCUCUCCGUCAGGAGGUUCUCCAGCUGCAGCUGUCGGCUAGAGCCCCGCUGCCGUUGAAAGGAGGUAGGAAUGGGGUGAAGGGCGAGUCGGGUGCCAGUGACGAUGACCUUGCCUCCGAUAUCCUGAGUCACUACAGCAGCGCCAGUGAGACCGCCUCCAUACUGGAGGAAGGCACAGGAGUGGAGUCUGUAGAUGAGCAGACAGCCCAGGAGGAGAUGGAAGACAAACUGAAACAGUGUAUAGACAAUCUCAUGGAUAAGAGUGCUAAGACCCGAAUUGCAGCGCUGGAGUCACUGCGGCAGGCCUUCUCCUCCAGAGUACUGUAUGAGUUUCUCGUAGAGAGGCGCCUCACCAUCAGCGACUGUCUGGAGAGGAGUCUGAAAAAAGGUGGUGGAGAAGAGCAGGCAGCAGCAGCCACAGUCUUUGCCCUGCUCUGCGUCCAGCUCGGGGGUGGAGAUGAGGGGGAGGAGGGCUUCAAGAUGCUCCGCCCCAUACUGAGCGCCAUCCUUAUUGAUGGUGGUGCCAACAUAUCAGCACGCCAGAGGUGUGCCAGAGCCCUGGGGAUGUGCUGUUAUGUCUCUUCUGCUGAGGAUGGAGAGGAUCUGAUUAAGUCAAUGAGCCAUUUGGAGGGCGUGUUUAUGUCUUCCUACCCCAACAGAGAAGGAACACUGCCCAUCCCCAAACCUGGCUACCCUGGGCUCUACAGUGCCGCUCUACAGGCCUGGGCACUGCUGGUUACUAUCUGUCCCGCAUCCAGACUGUCUGUACUGCUAGACAUUCACCUGCCCAAGCUGCAGGCUUGUCUGGAGAGUAGCGAUGUCAACUACAGAAUUGCAGUGGGAGAGACCAUCGCCCUGCUUGUGGAACUUGGACGAGAUGUGGAUGGGGACUUUGAAGUGGAAGACAGUGAGGGCUUGUGUGAGUGUCUGAAGGGCUUAGCCACAGAUGGCAACAAACACCGGGCCAAAAAUGACAGGAGGAAACAGCGCUCCAUCUUCAGAGAGGUUCUGCACUAUAUAGAGAGCGAUGAUUUUAUGGAGGAGAAGAUCAAGUUUGGGGUGGAAGGCGUGUACAUAGACGGCUGGAUGAGGAGGCGGAUUUAUGACGCCUUCAAAGAGAUCCUGGAAUCAGGAGUCAGACACCACCUACAGUUUAACCCACUUUUGAGAGACAUCUUUGGUCUGGGCCCACCCCUCAUCCUAGACUCAGGCGUGAAAAGCAGCAAGAUUUCACGAUUUGAGAAGCAUCUAUUCAAUUCAGCUGCCUUCAAGGCUAGGACAAAAUUGAGGAACAAAGUCAGAGACAAACGAGCCGAUGUCAUGUGAGAGGAGGUGUUGAACCGGAGGAGUGGACGGAGGAGAGGAGCAUUAAAAGGGGAGAGAGUGAACUUGGAAACAGGUUGUUUUUUUAAAGAUGAAGACAAGGAGAGUGGUUUGGAAAACCUGCCUUUAGUUCACUUACUUGACCUCUAAACCAUGACCUUAACCUUAAAUGUAGUCUUUGCAUUUUCAAACGGGCUAUUUCACUUCUACCCCUCCACUGCAACUUCCUCCACAAGACCAAAAAUGGCUGCCCCUUUAUUUCUCACACCUCUUAGGAAAGGAAGAGGUGGAGUCAAAGGUAUUGCGCUUUUUCUUUUUUUUUUUUUUUUGCUUGAUCUUCUGGUGGCAGCCAUUUCAUGCCUCCUCCAAAAAACUAGCCGAUACUCAUUCUGGGGCACAAAAUGGUGCAAAUGACAGGGGCAUAAACGACGCAAAUAGCUACGGUAAGCUUUUGUGAGUACUCAAUGCUUGACGUCUAAAAUCAACUCUGUCUAAAUCUAUAACUUUUAAAUACCACUGUCUGAUAAGUAAAAUAUAUACAGUAUUUCCCAGACUACUAGUCGCACUGGAGUACAAGUUGC
Lampris incognitus (smalleye Pacific opah) is the source of this 2423-nucleotide messenger RNA. It is a transcript of the gene ifrd2, whose product is annotated as interferon-related developmental regulator 2. The transcript has 13 exons. Bases 475 to 1845 code for a protein of 456 amino acids. The record is from RefSeq and is a predicted model, not a curated record. Lineage: Eukaryota; Metazoa; Chordata; Actinopteri; Lampriformes; Lampridae.